Molecule: messenger RNA, 555 nt
Organism: Naegleria lovaniensis
Lineage: Eukaryota; Heterolobosea; Eutetramitea; Acrasida; Naegleriidae
Exons: 1
Coding region: 1-555 (184 amino acids)
Source: RefSeq, a predicted model, not a curated record
AUGAAAGAAAAGUACAAUCAACCUACAAGACCAUUGUAUCUUUCGGUUCCUUCUAGUUGCAUGAGUCAGAGGAAUUCGGCCUCCACGAACGACACUCCUCAUAGUUGCAGUUUACCAACGAUUCACACAAGAAGUUCUUCCAAAACAUGUACAACAUCAAAGCAGAAUUCUUUGGACCAAUCCAACACUGAAUACAGGCCAGCAAUACAUGUGUUCAAAGUAUUUGAAGUUACCAAAUCACCAAAGAAAGAUUGGACAAAACCUUUAAGAAAACGAUCCUCACAAUGUAUAUCACUUAAAGAGAUGAUUUCUGUUCUUCAUUUGACUCAACCUCAAGCAUGUAAAGUGUUAGGAUGUAGUGUUUCAACUGUGAAACGGAGAUUUAGUGAAUUGAAACAACAAAUUGGGUUGUCACAGUGGCCAAAGGAUUAUUUUGAAUUGGAAAAGACAGAGUUAUUUGAGAAGAUCUAUCCAUUGUCAUUAAGUUUCAUUCUCAAUCAUGACGAUGAGGGUUGUUCCAGUCUCACCACGUCGAAAAAUCAGCAGGAAAGAUAA